ACGAACGCUCAGCCGACGCUGGAGGGAGAUUUGAGAGGCGCAUGGAGGACGAUCGGUCGGCCUCAAACUUUGCUGACUGCUGUUGAAACUUGAGUUGUUUUCUUGUGUUAUCACUGUAUCCUACCUUUUUGCCAUCAUGUCUUCAGACAGUGACAUUAAAACGACGCCGAAAGGGUUUUACUGCAGCCUGUGUAAUGUCAACUUACCCAACAUGCCGAGUUUGGAUCAGCAUGUGACGGGACGGAAGCAUCAGACACUGAGCAAUGUUCGAGCCACCAGGAAGACCCAGGAGGACCACAGUGUGUUCGUCAGUGGAAUCAAACCAGAAAUCUCUCAGGCUGACUUAACUGAAUACUUCCAGCAGUUUGGGACAGUCGCAGAUGUUAUCAUGGAUAAAGACAAGGGUGUGUAUGCCAUCGUGCAGUUCAGUGAGACUGAGAGCAUCCAAGCAACUCUGUCUUGUAUCGAGCAUCAGAUGAAGGGCCUUAAGCUUCGUGUCAAACCUCGAGAAAAGAAGGAAUUCAAGUUGAUUCCCAAGAAGAAGAAUGACCCCCAGAACCUCCAGCAAGUUAUUGACCGUCUGAAACCUGAGCUGUGUCAGCUGGUGUCUGUGGAUGCACAGAUGCAGUUCAUUCUUGAGCGAUUUCAACUGGGAGAAAAUGAAAAGAAGGCCCGAGGCUUGCUGGUUCAACUCCUGCAAGAAGUUUUUGUAGAGUUUUUCCCAGACAGCCAGAUUCUGCCAUUUGGUUCAUCUGUCAACACUUUUGGCAUCCACUCCUGUGACCUCGACCUGUUCCUCGACCUGGAAAACACCAAAGUGUUCCAGGCCCGUGCAAAGUCCACCACAGAACAGGCUGGAGAAGGCAUGUCAGAUGAUGGCCACUCUGAGGACUCCAUGCUGUCUGACAUUGACCUGUCCACAGCAUCUCCGGCUGAGGUUCUGGACCUCGUGGCAACAAUCUUGAAACGAUGUGUCCCCAGUGUGCACAAAGUCCAUGUGGUCAGCAGCGCUCGUCUCCCUGUAGUCAAGUUCCAUCACCGCGAGCUUAACCUUCAGGGGGACAUCACCAUUAACAACAGACUAGCAGUAAGAAACACCCGCUUCCUCCAGCUGUGUUCAGGGAUGGAGGACAGGCUGAGGCCUCUGGUGUACACGAUCCGCUACUGGGCUAAGCAGAAGCAGCUUGCUGGUAAUCCCAGUGGUGCUGGUGCUCUUCUAAACAAUUACGCUCUGACUCUGCUGAUCAUCUUCUUCUUACAAAACUGUGAGCCUCCUGUGGUGCCCACAGUGGACCAGCUCAAAGACAUGGCCUGUGAGGAAGAAGAGUGCGUAAUUGAAGGCUGGAACUGCACUUUUCCCAGUCAGCCGAUUGCUGUGCCUCCCAGCAAGAACACACAGGACCUCUGCACUCUGCUUGCUGGCUUCUUCUCCUUCUAUGCUAAGUUUGAUUUUGCCAGUAGUGUCAUAUCACUCAGAGAGGGCCGUGCACUCCCAAUCACAGAGUUCCUCAGUCAGAACAAAGAAGAAGACGCUAUGCAAGAGGAACAACCAACCAAGGGUCAUCACCACCGUACCAAACUGGGCCCCCUGAAUCUCUUGGACCCUUUUGAGCUCUCACACAAUGUAGCUGGAAACCUGAACGAACGCUGCCAUCGCAGUUUCCAGAGGGAGUGCCAGGAGGCUGAAAAGUAUUGCCGCAGUCUGCAGUACCAGCGCAAGUCCACCAAGGGGAAGUCAUGGGGGCUGGUGCGCCUUUUUACCCCACAUGGGGAAGUCCAACAGACCAAAACAGAGCAGCUGACCAUCAGCAUCCCCUUCAAAUCAGCAUCGCUCCCCGAAGGACUGCGCAGUCAGCUGCACAUGGCUGGAGAUGAUUUCCGGCUGUUGUGGUUUCAGAAGGUUUGUUCCGCUGUGGAGGGAGUGUUAAAAACUGUUCUUAAGUGUCACCUUGUUCCCUCCACAAAUGCCGUAUUCGCCGAUGAUUCAGCCGAUGCUACUGAGGAGAUGGAAACUACUUCAGCGUCGCUCAAAUCAUCAGCAAACGACAGCUUUGACGGCGUUGAAUCCCAAAACGAAACCAGCCCUCUGGGUACAGUUGUCGUAGGUGCCAAGAGACCACUGUCUUCUGGCAGCGACGCUUCUGUGUCGCCUCAAGGCAAAAAGCCAAGACUGGCAAGAAGGGGCAGGCCUGAAUUCCCUCAGUGGCUCUGUGUGCAGAAGCACAUAGUGUGGGCUGGCAGGAGGAAAGUGAGAAGGGAGCUCAUCAAAGAUACAGACUCGAGGCCAGAGGGAAGCUGUGUGGAGCUUGAGUCUCAGGUCACAGCUUACAUCACUGAAAAGGAGCCGGAGCUCAAGGAGCCUCUGGAGUUCAAGGUCCAGACCCAGAUGGUGGGUGGGACUGAAAGCACAAGGGCAGUGCUCAAGUUGGAGCCAAGCAGUGACAAGACAGGAGUUUUUCAUGACUUCUUUCAUUUCCUUGAAGCUUUCUUGCCCAAGAUGGUAGAGACACUGCUACAGAAAGAAGUGGACAGUGUUUGAAAUGGGGCCUGUUCCAGACAAGUCUCCAGGAAUGUCACAAGUUUGAGUUGUGUUUGUUUUGAUUAAGAGAUGCGACAAAAAUGAAACCGUGAGAGUGUGAGCUGAAGGAGCAUUAACGUGGCUUUAUAUUAACCAGCCGUCUGUUAUGAUACUCUAAACAUGGGCUUUGUCAGAAUGUCAAGUUUGUAAUUGUUUGCAUUUUGAACUGUAUUUUUGUACUCAUGAGUUCAUUAGUGUUUCAUUGUAAGAUGUCCUGAUUAAGCCUGCUUUUAAGUUUGAAACAUGGUUUGGUUUUAGUACGUUUUUGAUUAAAAUAAUGCUCUUA
Molecule: messenger RNA, 2864 nt
Organism: Amphiprion ocellaris (clown anemonefish)
Lineage: Eukaryota; Metazoa; Chordata; Actinopteri; Pomacentridae
Gene: tut1
Product: terminal uridylyl transferase 1, U6 snRNA-specific
Exons: 10
Coding region: 137-2539 (800 amino acids)
Cellular component (GO): mitochondrion
Molecular function (GO): poly(A) RNA polymerase activity; RNA binding
Source: RefSeq, a predicted model, not a curated record